Carlito syrichta (Philippine tarsier) is the source of this 4799-nucleotide messenger RNA. It is a transcript of the gene SYTL2, whose product is annotated as synaptotagmin like 2. Bases 7 to 3819 code for a protein of 1270 amino acids. The transcript is spliced from 13 exons. Gene Ontology annotation, biological process: intracellular protein transport; exocytosis. The record is from RefSeq and is a predicted model, not a curated record. Gene Ontology annotation, cellular component: plasma membrane; exocytic vesicle. NCBI's taxonomy places the organism in Eukaryota, Metazoa, Chordata, Mammalia, Primates, Tarsiidae. Gene Ontology annotation, molecular function: neurexin family protein binding; small GTPase binding.
GAAAGAAUGGAUGAACCCAGUGCACAACAGGUGUAUAAUCACUCUCAGUUUGAGAACCUGAGAAAGUUUUGGGACUCAGAAGCUAAUUCAAACAGUAAGGACAAUGGUGAGAGGAAUACUACCACAAGCCAAAGAAAUUCUGUGCCUUUUAAUAGCCAGAAACACAAGGAAUUCAUCGACACUAAAUUACCAGGAAAAGAUACCCAUGAAGAUGGAGCACGUCCAAGCCAAAAAAAAGUUAUGGCAAGAGAGGAGGAAAUAGAGAAGUUAAAUUCAAAGUGCAUACCCCAGGUGCUACCAGAUGAAACCAUAUUUCCAUCCAGGCCACCCAGGAAGUCCAUUCAUCAGUUGCCAGGAAAUGAGUCAUCAAAAGAAAACAUGGAAAAGAAUAUGGAAUGGUUUAUUACUCCAUUGUUUAAGGAAGAAAGGGAUUACUCAGGACAAGAGGUUCAAGAAUACAUAGCGAAAACAAGUGUUUUACCUAAAGACUAUAUAGACACUUUUAACAACAGCUUACAGAAGCUGCUUGCAGAAGCUUCCUCACCAGCAAUUCAACCUUCUGGUAGAAAAGUUCAUGGAAAACAAAUGCUCAAACCAGGUAUUUCUGAAGAUAGGACAUGGCCUCAAAAAACAGAUUUUGCUGAUACUGAGGAAGAAGUCAAAGGAUCUAAGAAGAUCAUUAAUGAGCAUGUAGACAAAACAGUAGCUCCUCCAAAGGUUAAACUGAACUCUUUGACUGCUGGUCUAGACAAACUCCUGAAGGAAGCAAGUGGAACUUCACCCUCUCCUUUGCAAACUGAGUUGGAACUCAUUACCACUAGAACCAACUCUGAGCCUGAAGAAAGUAGAGUUUUUGAAAAAGGGGUAGGACAGAGUCACAACAUUUCAGCCUAUCAGAGAGAGAUGACAGCUCCUUUUGUAGAGGGAGAUGAGACUUUGGGAAAUACAACUCUCCCCCAGAAAGCUGAAAGUGGUGAGUGUCAGCUAAACCCGGAGAACUUGCUUCAGAUGGCUGCAGAAGAAUCUCACCCCUUGAAUCAGCCUUCCCAUCUUUGCAUAAAAGGUUCUUCUGGGGAGGUGACCAACCCUCACCAAGAUUUGCUUUUUUCCCAGGAUGCACAUCUUGCACCCCAGAAUAGGACAUUGCCUUCUCUAAGGGAAAUUUCAGAGACUAUAGAAAAAGUCAUUCUCCCUCCAAAACCUGCAUUGAAUGAUGUAAAUGCUGCAUUACUGAAGCUGCGUAGAGAAGCUUGGUUUAGUUAUCCAGCUGGGAGGGAAGUAGGUCCUGGAGAAGUGAAACCAGAAUUUCCUGAAGGAGGACAGGCAGCAGGUAGUCCCCGGGAUCCUCUGGGAGUAGUUCCACCAGGGGCUAGAAUGGACUCCGUGGUUCCAGACAGGAAGGAUUUUUUUUCCUUCAACGUAAUUCCUGAUAAAAGUCUUGAAGCUAGAUCUUAUUUAGCUGCCCAAGCGUCUCCAUCACACCAAACCUUUAACUCAUCUGGUUUCACUGUUGCUCAGUUCAGAAAAGAGCUACCUCAGGAAGUAGUAGAAACUGUGAGGAAAACGAUUAUUCAACCCAAAUCAGAGUUCCUCGAAUUCAGUGCUAACUUAGAAAGACUACUGAAGAAAACUACUGAAACCUCCCCCUCAAAAUAUCAAAGUGAUACAGGGACUCUUUCUCCACCAAAGUUAAUAGGUAGUGUAGAAGAACCCAGGCAAGCUGCUUCUGAAUUCCAUCCUGAGGAAAUAAAAGAAACAGUAGAAAAGGCUGAGGCACCAUCAAAAACUGAGAGUGCUUUUGAUAUUGGUUUUGAGAAGCUUAUUAAAGAAACAUCUGAAGCUCCUUGUCAGCUCCAAGUGUUAGUGAAGGAAGAAACUCCUAAGAAAGAGCCCUCACAGUCAGAGCAGGCCAGGUUCUCAGCGAUAGUGCCCCAUUUUAACUGGGCAGCCUCAGAGGCCUCUGAAGUGAAGGUUAAAAGUAAUGAAUCUCAAGUCAAUCAAUGUGAUAAAGUGUUGAGUGGAGACAAAGCUAUGACUGAUUUACUGGCAGAUCUUCAUGGUUCUGAAAGUGGGUUUGAGACCCCUGGAACCCCACAACUUUAUGUGGAUCAUGAGAUAGGAACCAUUACAACUAUAAAACCCUCAGAGGUCAGGGAUAAUGAAAGUGAGGUUGCAGGGGGACCAGGGGCCUUAAAAAAACCUGACUUUAAAGAAGCUCCCGAAGCAAUUAGUGUGGCCAGACAUAGGCAACCCAUUCCUCUCCUGAUGAACAAAGAAAACCCUACAAAAAUAAGUAAAGUUGAAUUGAUUCUUUCAUCACCAUAUAAGAGACAAGAGAAAGAGGAAGAAAAAGGCGACUUUUCUGACUCUGAUUUUUCAGAUGGAAACACCGGUUCUAAUGCAGAAAGUUGGAGAAAUACCUCCAGUUCAGAAGAAGAACCCAAUCCUGUUUUGAAAACUUUGGAAAGGAGAGCUGCUAGGAAAAUACCUUCCAAAAGUCUAGAAGACAUAUCAUCAGAUUCAUCAAAUCAAGCAAAAGUAGAUAAUCUGCCAGAAGAAUUAGUACGUAGUGCUGAAGAUGAUCAAAAAGCAGAUCAGGAACCAGAUACAAAUGAAUGCGUACCAAGAAUUUCCACAGUGCCUGCACCGCCUGAUAAUCAGUUUUCUCACCCUGACAAACUCAAAAGGAUGAGCAAGUCUGUUCCAGCAUUUCUACAAGAUGAGAGUGAUGACAGAGAAACAGAUACAGCAUCAGAAAGCAGUUACCAGUUCAGCAGACACAAGAAGAGCCCGAGCUCUUUAACCAAUCUUAGCAGCUCCUCUGGCAUGACGUCCUUAUCUUCUGUGAGUGGCAGUGUGAUGAGUGUUUAUAGUGGAGACUUCGGCAAUCUGGAAGUUAAAGGAAAGAUUCUGUUUGCAGUAGAAUAUGUGGAGUCAUUAAAGGAGUUGCAUAUUUUUGUGGCCCAGUGUAAGGACUUAGCAGCAGCAGAUGUUAAAAAACAGUACUCAGACUCAUAUGUCAAGACCUAUUUGUUGCCAGACAAAGGCAAAAGGCACAAGAAGAAAACAUCUGUAGUGAAGAAAACCUUGAAUCCUGUGUACAACGAGAUACUGCGGUAUAAAAUUGAAAAGCAAAACUUAAAGACACAGAAGCUGAACGUGUCCGUUUGGCAUCGAGAUCCAUUUAAGCUCAAUAGUUUCCUAGGGGAGGUGGAACUUGACUUGGAAACAUGGGACUGGGACAACAAACAGAAUAAACAAUUGAGGUGGUACCCUUUGAAGCAGAAGACAGCACCAGUUGCCCUUGAGGCAGAAAACAGAGGUGAAAUGAAGCUAGCUCUCCAGUAUGUUCCAGAGCCAAUCCCUGGUAAAAAACUUCCUACAACUGGAGAAGUGCACAUCUGGGUGAAGGAAUGCCUUGAUCUACCACUGCUGAGGGGAAACCAUCUAAAUUCUUUUGUUAAAUGUACCAUUCUUCCAGAUACAAGUAGGAAAAGCCGCCAGAAGACAAGAGCUGUAGGGAAGACCACCAACCCUAUCUUCAACCACACAAUGGUGUACGAUGGGUUUAGGCCUGAAGAUCUGUCAGAAGCCUGUGUAGAGCUUACUGUCUGGGACCAUUACAAACUAACCAACAAGUUUUUGGGAGGUCUUCGGAUUGGCUUUGGAACAGGUAAAAGCUAUGGGACUGAAGUGGAUUGGAUGGACUCUACGUCAGAGGAAGUUGCUCUCUGGGAAAAGAUGGUAAAUUCCCCCAAUAGCUGGAUUGAAGCGACACUGCCUCUCAGAAUGCUUGUGAUUGCCAAGAUUGCCAAAUGAGCCCAAAGUCCACUGGAUCCUCUACCGAAAACUACUAAACAGCUGGAAUCUGAUCUUGAAAACCUGAUCACAUGGACAAAAAUCCUCAAUUUCUAUAUAUUGCAAAUAAAGAAUAUUACAUAGCAUGUAAAAGUCAACCUGCAUGUGCUUCUUUGAUUACGAGGUCCAAGGCAUUUAAAUAAUGACAAAAUAUGUGACUUACUUAUGACUCUAACAUUAAAGAAGAUAUCUGUGCAGGCCCAGAAAAAUGGAACUGCUGCUGCCGCUUCAACAAAAAAGAUGUCUCAAAAUAUUAAACAUGGGGUAGUGUUAAAGAGUAAAGUAUUCCAGUUUGUCAUCAUGUGUUUCACACCACUAUCCUGUGCUACAGUUAAGAGGGUCUGUCACUUGAGCCUUGCAGGACUUGUAAAUAAUAUAGGUUGAGGAAAAAGUAACAGAAAGAUAUUCUGAAGGGGGAAGGGGGCAUUGAGGCAGAACAUCAGUGAUGAUACAUAAUUGGACCAUAAAAAAACUAUUUGCUCUGUGAUCUCUACUAAAAUGUGAAAUUCCAUGUUAGGGCAAUGAGACAGAACUUACUGGUGUUUUCCUGCCUUGAGAAACUGCUUUCUCUUUUCCCAAGUGUUGAAAUGAAAGCCUCAAAUGUACUUUGGUGCCACCCACUGUCCAUAGGUGGAAUUUAGUCCUUGGUUUGUUUUGACAUUCUUCUGUUAAUAAAAUAGGUUUCAAGCCUGUACUUUGUAAGAGUAUGUAUAAAAAAAACCCUGCGUAUAUAUGAUUGUUUUUCUUAUAACUUUACUAUAUGAACAAAUAUAUGAAAGCAGCAUAAGAGUAGUCAUAAACAUAUUUUGCAACAAAGCUUUAAUUAGAAUGUAAGUUGUUCAGUUAUACUGUACUUCCUAUGUAUGUAUAAUUUUCAUAAAGUAUUUUGUAAAAACUCUUAGAAUAAAUUAUAAUCUGAUUAAAAUUGCAUUGAAAAAUUA